AUGGCAGAGACAAAUAAAGGAAUUGAAGAAGAAGUGGCAAGUGCUUUUGUGAAUCACUACUACCAUAUCUUUGACAACGAUCGAUCAUCUCUUUCUUCUCUCUAUAAUCCCACCUCGUUGCUCACUUUUGAAGGCCAAAAGAUUUACGGCGUGGAAAACAUCUCCAAUAAGCUUAAACAACUUCCGUUCGAUCAAUGCCGUCAUUUGAUCAGCACCGUCGAUUCUCAGCCGUCUUCAAUAGCCGGUGGAUGUGGCGGAAUCCUAGUUUUUGUGAGCGGUAGCCUCCAAUUACAUGGGGAGGAUCAUCCUCUUAGGUUUAGCCAGACGUUUCACUUGAUUCCGGUUCUACAAGGAAGUUUCUUCGUCCAAAAUGAGAUGUUUCGGCUCAAUUAUGGUUGAACUUGAACAGAUUAAGACUUUAAUGUUUGUAAUCGAUCUUUUAUAUAUCGAAAUCCGACUAAUAAUGCAGUCACGUAUUUAAUGAAAAUCAUUUCAUCUUGACUACUAAAAUAUAUUGACUUUUUUUCUGGGUUAUUCUCAUAUAUGUAAGCAAGUUUCAAUAGUUCAUUAAAAAACAUUCGGUAAUUGUAGAUUGGUAAAAUCCAUACUAUAUGUGCGCGUGGUAGCUAGAUACACUUUUUAAAAAAAGCAGAAUAAGAAUUUUUUGCUCUCA
Messenger RNA from Arabidopsis lyrata subsp. lyrata, 673 nucleotides. RefSeq names its product nuclear transport factor 2. Lineage: Eukaryota; Viridiplantae; Streptophyta; Magnoliopsida; Brassicales; Brassicaceae. The transcript has 2 exons. Gene Ontology annotation, biological process: nucleocytoplasmic transport. Gene Ontology annotation, cellular component: nuclear pore central transport channel. The coding region runs from base 1 to 399 and encodes 132 amino acids. The record is from RefSeq and is a predicted model, not a curated record.